This is a messenger RNA of Hippocampus comes (tiger tail seahorse), 1491 nucleotides long. Its product is annotated as arginine-glutamic acid dipeptide repeats protein-like. The transcript is spliced from 4 exons. Gene Ontology annotation, molecular function: transcription corepressor activity. NCBI's taxonomy places the organism in Eukaryota, Metazoa, Chordata, Actinopteri, Syngnathiformes, Syngnathidae. Gene Ontology annotation, cellular component: nucleus. Bases 33 to 587 code for a protein of 184 amino acids. The record is from RefSeq and is a predicted model, not a curated record.
CCCCAGGGCGCAACCAUCUGGAGCGGGAAAGGAUGGUGCUGGCCGGUACUCAGCUGCGCCCGGAGCUGAGCUACGCCGAGCGCCUCACCGCCGAGCGGCUGCACGCUGAGAGGAUGGCCUCCGUGGCGCCGGAUCCCGCAGCCAGGCUGCAGAUGCUCAACGUGACACCACAUCAUCAUCAACACUCCCAUAUCCACUCUCACCUCCACCUGCACCAACAGGACCCUCUCGGUCAAGGUUCAAGCCCUCAUCCUCUGGUGGACCCCCUGGCAAAUGGACCACGUCUGGCUCGCUUCCCCUUCCCCGGAGGCCCUAUCCCCAAUCCUCUGCUAGCUGACCUUCCACAUGACCAUGAGAUGCUGCGCCACCCUUUGUUCGGGGCUGCCUAUCCCCGAGAGCUGCAGGGUCCAAUUCCUCAGAUGUCAGCCGCGCACCAGCUCCAGGCCAUGCAUGUUCAGUCAGCAGAGCUGCAGAGGAUGGCCAUGGAGCAGCAGUGGCUGCACGGCCAUCACCUGCAUGGAGGCCCCCUGCCCAGCCAGGAAGAUUAUUACAGCCGUCUGAAGAAAGAAGGUGACAAGCCAUCGUGAGAUCAGUGUGGCGCAUUCGUCGUCUAAAAGCCUGUACACCCAGUAGAAUACUGUAAGAGAGUACUCGUGUGUCUUUGUUUUCAUAUAUUUUACAACCUAUUUGUGUAUCGUUAUGCGCAUUCCUAUUUCAGCACUUCACAGGCCCGCUAAAGUCUGCCCGAAGUUUUUCACGAGACUAAAAUUGUUUUCGGAACAAUUUCUCAGAUAUUCACGUGCGAUUUCAAAAGUGAUGGACUUUCACCAACUUACUGUUCCAACAGUUUCAUAUGCAACACAACUUUGCUAAAACAGCCUUUGGAAGAUUUGGAAACAGACUUUGGUGUGUCCUUGAAAUAUAUUGUCGUGUAUAGAUGAUGAUUGCUUGUACAGAAUUGCAUUUAAACCAGUGUUUGAAUGAGUGUUAACGACCGAGCAUGACUCAAACUAGAGUAGCAAGUGGCAUCGUCUUGUUUAGACUUAAAAACGAAUAGUAGAGGUUUGGUUUGACUCGAAUUAUGCUAAAUAUUUGUCUAAAUCCUAAAGUUUUAUAUAUCCAAGAUAUCUUUUCACAGUAUGACCUAAGCUUUAUUCACUCCUUUUUGAGCCUGUAAAUAUUAAAUGUUCACAAUAUUCUAUAUGAAUGAGUACCAUUAGUUGUAGGUGUAACCCUUGUUUGAACAGGAAACCUGAAACUCUAACACUAUAUAAUGUAUAAUUGACAAUUAUUAAUUGGAACAGGAUCUGUGCCCCGCAGGUUUUUCGUGGAAAUUAACGCAUUUGUUUGAUAAAAACAAGAGAAUUGGAGACAAACUAAAGAUUGACAAUUAAAAAAAAAAAAAGGCCUCAAAAUUUCAUAUUUAUGUGUAUCCAAUAAAGUUUGUUCAUUGCAUAUUUAUUUCAAUAAAUAUUCUGCAGUGACACCUUG